AUGAAUAGAAAUGAUAAGCAAAUUGAACAUUACCGUUACAAUUCCAAAAAAGGUCGGAUUGGCAAAGGUUCCUAUGCUACAGUUUACAAAGGAUUUGAUACCAAUUUAAAUUAAAAUGUUGCCAUCAAACAAAUUUAUAAGGCAGAUCUCUAAAGUGCAGGUUCUAUUACACUUCAAUUAUUUUAGAUAAUGAGUAACAUUUAUUGAAUGAGAUUAACAUGCUUAAAAGGAUUAAAAAUCCUAAUAUAAUUGAAAUCCUUGAUGUUCUUUAAACGAAGGAGCAUUAUUAUAUUAUAUUAGAAUAUUGUAAUUUUGGAGAUUUAGACUCGCUGCUUAAACAGAAGGAUAGUAUAAAAUUAGAUGAUCAUAUAACUUUUUUGUAGGACAUCUUAAAUGCCUUUACAACAUUAAUUAGAUAUGGGAUAGCACAUAGAGAUCUUAAACCAGCAAAUAUUUUAGUGCAUCAGGAAGGAAAAAGAAGGAUUUUUAAAUUAGCUGAUUUUGGUUAUGCAAAGACAAUAUGCAAUUACAAUGCAUAAAUAUUAAAGAGCAAUCUGGGAACCCCUGCGUAUAUGAGUCCUUAAUUACUUAAAGAGGAAUAAUACACAACAAAAAGUGAUAUUUGGAGUUUUGGAGUAAUUUUAUAUUAAAUUAUAUACAAUACUUGUAUGUAUAUGAGUUAAUUUAGUGCCUUGGGUAGGAAAAUCAGAGUAUGAUUUGAUUUAAAAGAUUGUUAAUAUUCCAAUAGCAUUUCCUUAGACACCGAAGAUAUCAACAGUCUGUUAAGAUUUAAUAAUAAAUUGUUUAUAAGUUAACGAAGAACAGAGAUUAAAUUGGGAUGACUUAUUUAGACAUCCAUAUGUAAGUCAUUAUUUUGGAUAAGUGAAUAUUCAAUAGAACAGUAGUUUGAAAAAGAUGUAUACUCUAACCCAGUGGCUUAGAUAGAAGAUUGGAUCAGAGGAAAAAAUGGAUCAGUUCUUAAUUAAAUUAAAUUUAAAGAAUAAUUAAUGGGAAUUAAACAACGAAGAAUUCAGUAAGUUAAUUNUAUAAUUAUUUACUAAGAGUAAUUUGUAUGAUUACACUAUAUAUUUAUAAUAAUAUCCAGUAAUUCUAAGAUGA
Paramecium octaurelia is the source of this 1119-nucleotide messenger RNA. NCBI's taxonomy places the organism in Eukaryota, Ciliophora, Oligohymenophorea, Peniculida, Parameciidae. The record is from the annotation of a GenBank genome assembly.